GGAAGUAGCGAUUACAUAUUUCCUGUUAUGGUCCCGGAAACUAAUGCGGACGUAAUGUGGUGAACAAGUUAGCAAUGCCAGGCAGGGUGGAGUACGGGGAGCUAGAGGAGAGCCUCCCAGCCAUUGCUUCCCUCAAUGCCUCCUACUCACAGGCCUCACUGUCUGCUCCGUCCCCCUGCCCACCCUGUGCCCCUGAGGAGCGCCGUGUCAUCUCUGAUGUGCGCCGGACCUUCUGCCUUUUCGUCACAUUUGACCUGCUCUUCAUCUCCUUGCUCUGGAUCAUUGAGCUCAAUAUCACAAAGGCUAUCUGGCAGAACCUGGAACAGGAGGUGAUCCACUACAAGUUUGAGACGUCGUUUUUUGACAUCUUUCUCCUGGCUGUGUUCCGCUUUCUGUGCCUACAGAUUGCCUAUGCUGCUGUUCGCCUGAGGCACUGGUGGGUCAUCGCGAUCACCACUCUGGUGUCCAGUGCCUUCCUCAUUGCUAAAGUUAUCAACUCGGACCUGCUAUCCCAGAAUGCCUUUGGCUAUGUGCUACCCAUCACCUCCUUUGUGGUGGCAUGGCUGGAGACAUGGUUCCUUGAUUUUAAAGUGCUCAGCCAGGAGGCUGAGGAUGAAAGGGCAUUCUUGGCGUCCCUGGGCACAUCACAUGAGCGAGGCCCCCUGCUGUACCCCCGGGCUGUGUCUGAUGGGCAGUUCUACUCCCCUCCUGAGUCCUUGGCAGGUUCUGAUGAGGAGCUGGAUGAGGAGGGACUAGGGCGGAGAGCAGUCACUGUCCAGGAGAAGGAGUUUGUGCGGCAGGGCCGGGAGGCCAUGGCGGUGGUGGAGCACAUCCUGAUGCAGGAGGAGAACUGGAAGUUUGAGAAGAACAAUGAGCAUGGUGAUUCCGUGUACUCCCUGGAGAUUCCUUUCUAUGGGAAGACCUUCAUUCUCAAGGCUUUCAUGCAGUGCUCUGCAGAGCUUGUCUACCAGGAGGUCAUUCUGCAGCCGGAGAAGAUGGUUCAGUGGAACAGAACAAUCUCAGGCUGUCAGAUCCUGCAGCGUGUGGAUGACAACACCCUGGUGUCAUAUGACAUCUCUUCUGGCGCAGCAGGGGGCGUUGUGUCCCCCAGAGACUUUGUGAAUGUACGACGAGUAGAGCGGCGACGUGAUCGCUACAUGUCGGCAGGAAUGGCUACCAUUCAUGAAGCCAAGCCUCCACACAACUGCUAUGUCCGGGGGGAGAAUGGUCCAGGAGGAUUUGUGGUUCUCAAGUGUGGUACCAAUCCCUCUGUGUGCACCUUCAUUUGGGUUCUCAACACUGACCUUAAGGGUCGACUUCCUCGCUACCUCAUCCACCAGAGCCUGGCAGCAACCAUGUUUGAGUUUCUGACCUAUCUGCGGCAGCGAGUCAGCGACUUGCACUCUUCUCUUCGGUAGAAUGCUACUUGUAUGAUGCAUUUAUCCCCAACCCUUCCGAGCCCUUUUUUGUCCGGGGUGUGACCAGUGGCCAAAUGAACUUUUGCUGAACCUCACCUUGGCAAAAAGGCAUUCAGCUGACAUAUCACUGAAAUUGGUUUGCCUGGAGGAUGAGCCCUGAAUGAAAUGCUCCUUCAGAUUCCAGGCACCAACAUGACUGCUCCUGACUGACGCAAGCUGGCACAGAUGUGUGUGAGCCUAACAAACUCCCUCCGAAACGUAAAAGGCCGGUGUUCUGUCUCAAGUCACUUUUUUUUUGUUUGUUUUUGGAGACAUUUGCUUUAACGUGGGAUGUUGCUUGAUGACCGUCAUAUCCCAUCUUGAUGUGGAUUGUUUGUUACCUCUAACACACAUGAGAUUAGAUAAAGUUUGUCAGUGUCCUUUUCCCACUCACACAUCCCCCUGAACUGAUUUCAAGUACAUGCAAUUUCAUCUUCAACUAUUGAGGGCAUGUUAGAAAUCACACUUAGUUGGAUGUAUUAACUGUGUAAAAUUAUCCCGAAAUUAUAUGAACCCCCAACCCCCCCCCCCAAGAAAAGAAAACUUGUGCUUUGGUUUCAUCAUCUGUAUUCACUGCUGUCAUGGUGUCAUUGCACUUAAUUUGAUGGUAUGGCAAUAUAUUGCUUAACUUUGAAAUAUUUUCUUUUUUUGUAUCGAUCAUUCUUUUUAUGAGUAUUUAUAACAGAAUAAUAAAAAUAAUUGAUUACAAAUA
Brienomyrus brachyistius is the source of this 2169-nucleotide messenger RNA. RefSeq names its product stAR-related lipid transfer protein 3-like. Lineage: Eukaryota; Metazoa; Chordata; Actinopteri; Osteoglossiformes; Mormyridae. The record is from RefSeq and is a predicted model, not a curated record. Gene Ontology annotation, cellular component: late endosome. The transcript is spliced from 15 exons. Gene Ontology annotation, molecular function: cholesterol binding; cholesterol transfer activity. The coding region runs from base 75 to 1418 and encodes 447 amino acids.